Messenger RNA from Petromyzon marinus (sea lamprey), 6281 nucleotides. The record is from RefSeq and is a predicted model, not a curated record. NCBI's taxonomy places the organism in Eukaryota, Metazoa, Chordata, Hyperoartia, Petromyzontiformes, Petromyzontidae.
CGGCUUAGUUAUUGGCGCGGUGGUAAACGAGGGCCACGUGUUCGCUUCGCCGGGCGCGGCAAAGUCUCAAGCGCAUGGAAUGUAGCACACGGCGGAGCUUCCGCGUUCGCAAAUCAACGCCCCACGCCACCUCCUCCUGGCGUCACCCACGCCCGGCUGUCGCAACAGUCGCUUUACAUGCCACCACCUCCAUCAUCAUCAUCAGCCGCGGCCACGUUGACAGCGGCGGGAAGCGGCGAGGGCAGGCCAUGGCAGCCACCUGGGCAGCCGGUGCCCUGUUGGGUAUGGACCCAGCGAAGAAGGCAGCCGCCCUAGUCGUGGUGCUGCUGGUGUGCCUGCACGGGGCUCGGCGCGUGUCUCGCGGAGGGAGCAGCAGCUGUGAGAGUCUGUUCAGCAGCGGGCGUCACCUGAGCAACGGGAUGUGGCAACCCGAGGGGUGCAUGGUGCAUCACUACACGCAGAGGGAGGUCAAGGAGUGUCUCGAGGAGAAGUAUGUCGUUUUUAUGGGCGACUCGCGAAUCCGCAUGCUGUAUCAAAGCUACCUCCAAUUCCUGACGCCCACACCUCCAAACGGGGCCAAGUGGCAAGAUAUUCAAUACCGUGAAAGUAACCCAUUUAUUAAAGUGGAUUUUUUUUGGGCUCCAGAUGUCGGUGAAUCCAUGACAAAGCACUUUGCUUCUUGGAAGAUGCCGAAUGAGAUUACGCCCGAUGUCAUCGUUAUGGGUGCUGCCACGUGGGCCAUUAAGCUGACGGGGGAUAAGGAGGAGGGCUUGGUGCUGUAUCAACGGGAGCUGAGGCAGCUGAAAUCGCACAUGAUCAACGUCACCCGAGUGUCACACAAGCACAGGGAUGUCAUCUGGGUCCUGCAGGGUUGGUACAGACUGGGUUUUAUGGACCCGGUCGAUGAGGCCAAGCUGCACUCGAGUAGGAAGCUCAUCACCAAUCGUGCCGUGGAUAAAUACAACGAUGUGACCAUGAGUGUGCUUGAGGGCAGCCCCGUGCGGAUCAUGAAGGCCUCCAGGCAGGUGGCGCAGCACUACUUGCACCUCUCGGAAGAUGGGCUGCACGUUCCUGACGCUGCACGCGGCAUCGUGUCGUCGCUCAUCCUCAACUCGCACUGCAACCGCGACGUGCGCCCGCUCGACGGCUCGUGCUGCUCCGUUCCGCGCGACCCCACGCUGAUCCAGGCCAUCACUGCCCUCUGCUUCCUGGGCUUCGCGGUCGCCUGGGCGGCCACGUGCGUGCGCCGAGCCUCUACGCCUCCACCACCGCCACCUCCGCAGGAAGAUGUGGAGACUGCUUUGGUCGCCGAUACUCCGCCCGUCAUAGAGAAGCUGGAAGCCAGCCAUACUGUUACAAGAGGGACGGCCGAGGAAGUACUGGCCUCACUCACUAAGCUGGGCUUCAUCAUGGCCUACUUCUACCUGUGUGACCGCGCAAACUGGUUCUACAAAGAGCACAAGGACUACCAUCACUCGCUCUUCUUUGUGCCGCUUGCUGUGAUCCUGGUCCUCGGCUGGUACUUCAGCAAGGAAACUAAAGAUACAGUGAUGUUAAACCGCGACCAGACAGAGGAGUGGAAGGGCUGGAUGCAGCUCAUCAUCCUCAUUUACCACUUUUCGGGCGCCAGCUCGUUCCUGCCAGUAUACCUGCACGUGCGGCUUCUCGUCGCUGCCUACCUCUUCCAGACGGGCUACGGACACUUCUCUUUCUUUUGGACCAAGGGAGACUUUGGCCUCUUCCGCGUCUGUCAGGUGAUGUUCCGGAUGAACUUUCUGACGGUGCUGCUGUGCCUGGUCAUGGACCAUCACUAUCAGUUCUACUACUUCGUUCCACUCGUCUCGUUCUGGUUCCUGCUGCUGUAUGGAACACUCGCUGUGCCUCCCAGGAUUACCGCCAAGGAUGGUGAAAGUAGCGUGUACUGGAAAUUGCUGAUGGUGCUCAAGUUGCUGAUGCUGUGUACCUGCAUAGUGUUGCUUGCCCUUUCCCAGGAGGUGUUUGAGGGCCUGUUUGUGGUGUGGCCGGUGUCGGAGCUGUUCAUGCUGCAGGGCAGUCUGCACGAGUGGUGGUUCCGCUGCCAGCUUGACCGAUUCGCGGUGCUCUUCGGCAUGCUGUUUGCGUUCGCGUACCUGAUGCUGAAGCGACGCGACUGGAUCAACGAGGCCAAGAUGGAGUCGCUCUUCCCCCGGUGGCUGUCGACCGUGCUGCUCUUCUUCUGUAUCUCCACCAUCGUGGGCUACACGGUCUGGUCUUCGCGAUGCAGCAGCAAGGCGGAGUGCAACCAGAUUCAUCCCUACACUUCUCUGGUGCACAUCCUCGCAUUCGUGCUCGUGCGGAACAUCCCUGGCUACGCCCGCUCCAUGUACAGCACCUUCUUCGCGUGGUUCGGGAAAUUUUCUUUAGAGCUCUUCAUCUGCCAGUACCACGUGUGGCUGGCGGCUGACACGCGCGGCAUCCUCGUGCUGGUGCCAGGCGGCUGGGUCCUUCCCAAUGCCAUCAUCACCACGUUCAUCUUCGUGUGCGUAGCGCACGAGGUGUCGGCCAUCACAGGCGUGCUGGCCCAGCACCUGGUGCCCAAGGAGUGGCCGGCGCUCCGCCUGCACAUGCUGCUGCUGGCCAUCUCCCUAGGACUCCUGCUGUUGCUCCAGUGGUUGCAGAACCGAGUGUGGACGUGAGGACCUUUUCCAACCAACCAACGCUCGCUCCCAAACCCCUCGACUCUUAAACCCUCACCCUGGGCCUCACCACCUCGAACGCUUUGCUUCCGCCACACCUUAAACUUUUAAUUUGUUCCAGGCCCAGUCGCCUGUCGGCUCAUUGGCUGAAAGCAAGCGUUCACCCACGCUGCUGCGUGUGUCAGCUCUGGGGGGGUGGGGGCGUGACGUCGACAGGGAGUGCUGCGUGCCCCAAACAUUAUCACUCCAUGUGGACUGCAGCCUAUCUCAGUGGGCCAUGCGAUUCCUUAAACUUAAAACGUUCAGCUGGAAUGUGCCACAUUGAUACUUUUUUUUUCGGAGCAGAGACACGGCACACUGCUGUGACCUCAUACGUUUAAACUUCAAACGUGAACUCCUGCAGCACAUGAGAGUUCAUUGCUGCUCGGUCUCAUGAACAGGUGCAUAGGGAGGCACUCUCCUCAGGUGUGCUUUAUAUCUUUUAAAUUCUGUUCUAGGCGGGGCUUGACCUAAAAAUAUGCCCAUUGUGGUAUAGUUUAUUCCUUUAAAAGAUCUCCAAACUGUGUUUUUCAUGGACUGCUAAAGUUAGGAGUAAAAUCCCUAUCAGAGCACUUUUGUGCUAUUCGACGCACUUUUGUCAAUGGCCACGACACUGAAAUGUGCGACACCAAUUGCCUGGUCUCAGAAAUGAUCGGCAACUUUGUUCACCGAUGCAACUUUUGCAUUUCAGGCAAUCGUGAGGAAAAAAUCCCACUGCCAACGCAAGGGUAUCUCACCAGAGGCUUUCAGGAUAUUAUUCUCCUUUGAUCUGUUUUGGGUGGUGUCGUGGAUUUCAAACAAGACACUCAAUGGUGUCAAAAGCACGCAGCUGUUGUGCAUAUGCAACAACAAAAAAACCGUCAGCAUCUCCCAAAAAAGUGCAUUGUUGGUCUCUUUGUCUUAGAUCACCACCAAAUUACACUUGAGCGAAUUUGACCGAAUUACAGGAGGAUUGAUGCAGUGACAACUGUGGACCAGCUUCACCACAAUUAGGACUCAUCAGCAAAUUACAUUUGCCAAAUUGUAUCCUGUUUGAAAUGUAUGGUUUUGCAGCGUGCACUAUUAUUCUGUUAUGGAUGGGUUUUCUCGCCACUUACAGAUUUUAUGUAAUUGGUGUGGCAUGUUGAUACAAACAGGUCGGCAUUACGGUUUUUUUGUUUUAAUUAUCUAUUUGCUUUACAGGGAUGUCCACUGAAUGUUUUUAUUGAAGAUUGUAAAAGCACUGAACAGUGAAUAACAUCUUAUAUUGUCACUUUGCUGAUGCCAAAUGGAACUGUGAUCCCAAGCUGCUGCACAGCUCUAACAUUAUGACAGCAGUUGUCAGCCUCUGAGAUGCGGAAUUCAUCCCCCUAAGCUUUUCCUGCCGAUAGAUUCUCCAGAGCAACAUGACAUGAAAAGACGUUCUCUGACAAUUAUUGUCCAUCCUGAAUAUGACACUGGUCAUUCAAAUAAUAGGAACUGUAUUAAAAUAAUAUUAAUUUAUGAGGAGUUAAACCAAUUAAGAGAGGUUCAUCAUUGAGUCACAGGUGCAGGGUACUGUUUUAAUCUUCUUGCAAUAGUAAAAAUAAUUUUACGUAUAGAGAUGCAUUGAUACUGUGGGAGAAAACUCCCAAACAGAACCAGUCUCAUAGAGAGGACUUGUUACAUUGCUGGUGAAUGGUGAAAUGAUGGGAUGAUUGGGUGUUUGGUGUGUGUUGGGUAAUCAAGAGUGGUUUGUGCAAUCUGAGGAAGUAAUGUAAUGGGUGCCAGGUCUGGUGAUGCGAGAACAGACCUGGCUCUGGGUGAACGUGGGGAAAACGGGAACCGUUUAUCCUUGGUGGAUUUUUAAAGUUUACUAUACAUUACAUGUUUGUCACUACUGUAAUAGACUUGGGAUUUUGGUGUGAAAUGCAAUUUUGUAAAUGUCAAUUUUGUUAAAAAAAUGGAUGUAUUAAUGCAUUACAAGACUACAUAAAUAUAAAUUAUUUGGAUGGUUAUUAGGCACAUGCAUUGCUUACUUUCUGCUGCACUGUCGAUAUGAUUUGGCAGUGGUCACAACAUUUACACAAAACUGCAUAGUAACACUGCAAUGUAAUAAUUGUUUGCCUUUUUUUAUUUACACAAAACGAUGCCAUUGGCAUCAAGUUUCAGACGUCUAUGAAACAGCCACACUGCACUUUAUGGAACAGCUUGCAUGUGAAUUUACAAUCUUUCACUGGCCAUACUGUUUUACCACAAGCUCACGAUUGCAUUUAGCCAAGCAGAUGAGUGAAUGCUUUGCUCUGGCUCGUGUGAUCUAUCCAGGGAUACUACCCUUAAAAGAAAACUGACAGCUAAUUUAUUCAUUGAACUGUGAACCUGCUAAAUAUGUCCACAGAGCACAGGAAAGCGUUACAGACGGUCAAUUCACGUAUCCAGUUUAAUGGGAAGGAAAAAAGCAUUAUUCAAAACAUGUAAAUUCGGAUAUAAAAUCAUUGAUAUUCUAUUCCGAGUGGGGUUGAAAAAUAUGUUUUAUUGUUUCUUAUAGUAAUUGGUUUACUUACCGACGUGAGAAUUGCAUCACCGUCACUCGGUGAGAAAUCCGAGGUAAAACAUUUUUUUUGCAAGCACGGUUAAUCUGCAACUCUAGAUUUCACUGUUCAGUGAUAGUAGAGUUUAAGACCCUGGCCCUUGAAUCAUGUGUAGGAGCCCAGGAAUUGAACAUAUAAACUUUUAGGUGCUUACUCUUUGCUGUGACAUGGGAUUUAAACCUCAAACACCCACCUAUUGCUCCUCUUAGCAAUUAUUUCAUGAUUAUAAAAUACUGAGAAAUAAACACUUCAAAAUACAUACGAUUAUUUUGACAAAUUGUUAGAAUGGCAUUUGGCACAAUGAAUGGUCCUCAAUUGUGAUCUCAACACAAGUUCAUUGGGAGAUGAGCAUCGUUUUUCGAUUCUGUAAAAUUGUAUCAAUGAUUCACUUGUUUGUCAGCAAGAUGUUUAAUGGAAAAACAACAUUACAUGACUCCAUAUGUCCAAGAAUCUCGAUGGCAUCAAAAAACUUAUCCUAGCCUGAGCCACAUGACAGUACUACAAUACUUUUGGCACUCCAUAGUAAGAGAACACUUGCACAAGACAAAUGAUGUGACACCUUACAUAUUAGCCUAAAUAUUAAUGUGCAAAUGUGUUUAAAACAAUCCCGGAUUCUACACAUAGCUGUAGCGAUUUAAGUGUCUCUGUGUGUUUUGCCAGGUGAUUAAAAAACGGCUUAUGUUCCACAUUAGAACUGUGGUAACAAAUCGCAUUCAUUUUAGAGGAAAACUUUGUUAAAAUUACUUCCGUGUUUUGCGCCAUUUCAGAAGUCACCAGAAGGUUUUCUUAGUCAACCAUUUUUAAACCAACACACCUGGCUGACUGUCGAGACUCUGGCUCUGGCCAAGGUGGGCCUGCAGACCACUGCACGGCACUGCACGGGCACUGCCGUUUCUAGUCACAGCAGUUGUUGAGAGACUUGGAGAAGGAGUUUUGGCCACCAGGCUGAGGAGGUAGUGGGGGUGGUUGCUGCAGUGGUCUUGCCCUGUCCAAGCUCGAGUGUUGAGCAACCUGAGUU